Symbiodinium pilosum is the source of this 718-nucleotide messenger RNA. Lineage: Eukaryota; Dinophyceae; Suessiales; Symbiodiniaceae. The record is from the annotation of a GenBank genome assembly.
GUCGGAGCGUCCCUCCUUUAUGCACUCGCCCUCGCUUUCCGAGUACCUGCGGAGGAUGCUACAUUAUGCACAGAUGGACAUAGACUACACCUUUGCGCAGAUGCUUUACUUGUGCAUUGCGCCGAGGAAAGUGUACCAGCUCACAUCAUAUAGGAAACAGACGAAGAAUCAGUGGGCAAGGGAUGACCCUGCUUUCGUCGUGGUACUGAUGUUCUUUCUCACCGUCGCAGCAAUUGCAUACGGCAUAGCUUUCCAAGCGAAAGGCACGGCUUUCUUGCACAUCGUGUUGCACUUCGUUUUUGGUCAUUUCGUCAUCCUCGGAGUGCUGAUUUCCAGCGUUUCAUGGUUUGUCGCGAACAAUUACAUGCGGGCCCAGUCGUUCCAUGGGGUGGAGCAGAAGAUGGAGUGGAUGUACGCCUUUGACAUCCAUUGCAAUUCGUUCUUUCCGCUGUUCUUGGUGCUUUAUGUCUUGCAUUACUUCAUGCUGCCUUUCGUGAUGCAGCCCAGCUUUGCCGCAGCCAUGCUAAGCAACUUGCUCUAUGCUGCGGCGUUGUGUUAUUACUUGUACAUCAUGUCCUUAGGGUACAGCGUGUUACCUUUUUUGGAAAGGACCGAGGUGAUAUUGUAUCCAUCAGGUGUUGUGAUACUCUUGGCGUUGAUUUUGAGUUUUCUGCGUGUCAACUUGUCGAACGUGUCGUACCAUUAUGUCGGCAUGUGA